Messenger RNA from Triticum turgidum subsp. durum (durum wheat), 1218 nucleotides. The record is from the annotation of a GenBank genome assembly. Lineage: Eukaryota; Viridiplantae; Streptophyta; Magnoliopsida; Poales; Poaceae.
AUGGUGUCGACGCGUCGCAAAAGCAAACGCCGGCCUUGCCAUGUUUGGCUUGACGGCUCUGCCUCGCCACAUUGUCUGCUCGGGUGCUUUGACCUCAUCGCAUCCAUCUCAAGGGUUGUGGACUCGCCGCAUCCGGCUCUAGGUUCUCUGCCUCACCAUACCUGGCCUCAACGGCUCCACUUUGCCUCGCCGCAAACGGCUCUGGUGUCUACCAUCAUCACAAGACUCUCCGCCCGAUUCCAUGAGUGGGCCGAAGGCUCAGGGGCUAUAUCCACCGGGGACGCCGACGAGCACGCGCACCGGCUCUCCGUGUUCAGGGACAACCUCCGCCGCGCGCGCCGCCACCAGCGCCUCGACCCCUCCGCGGUGCACGGCAUCACCAAGUUCUCCGACCUCACCCCCGACGAGUUCCGGGAGCGCUUCCUCGGCCUCCGCAAGUCCCGCCGGAGCUUCCUCAAGGGGAUCUCCGGGUCGGCGCACGACGCGCCGGCCCUCCCCACCGACGGCCUCCCCACAGAGUUCGACUGGCGCGAGCACGGCGCGGUCGGCCCAGUCAAGGACCAGGGUUCGUGCGGGUCGUGCUGGUCCUUCAGUACGUCGGGGGCGCUGGAGGGUGCCAACUACCUCGCCACCGGAAAGCUGGAGGUGCUCAGCGAGCAGCAGCUGGUCGACUGCGACCACCAGUGUGACCCGUCAGAACCACGCGCAUGUGAUGCGGGAUGCAAUGGUGGCUUGAUGACUACAGCUUUCAGCUAUCUCGCAAAAGCCGGUGGCUUAGAAACCGAGAAGGAUUACCCAUACACUGGGAGGAACAGUGCCUGCAAGUUUGACAAAUCCAAAAUUGCUGCUCAAGUUAAGAAUUUUAGUACUGUUGCUAUUGACGAAGAUCAGAUUGCCGCUAACCUUGUGAAACAUGGCCCACUUGCAAUUGGUAUCAAUGCAGUAUUCAUGCAAACGUACAUUGGUGGUGUCUCAUGCCCAUACAUCUGCGGAAGGCAUCUUGAUCAUGGUGUUCUCCUGGUUGGCUAUGGAUCAGCUGGUUACGCACCGCUCCGCUUCAAGGAGAAACCAUACUGGAUCAUAAAGAACUCAUGGGGCGAAAACUGGGGCGAGAGCGGGUACUACAAGAUCUGCAGGGGUCCGCAUGUCAAAAACAAGUGCGGUGUCGAUUCCAUGGUCUCCACGGUUACCGCCAUCCAUACCUCUAAGAAGGAAUAA